This is a messenger RNA of Micropterus dolomieu (smallmouth bass), 2549 nucleotides long. It is a transcript of the gene vps37c, whose product is annotated as VPS37C subunit of ESCRT-I. Gene Ontology annotation, biological process: protein targeting to membrane; protein targeting to vacuole; ubiquitin-dependent protein catabolic process via the multivesicular body sorting pathway. The record is from RefSeq and is a predicted model, not a curated record. Lineage: Eukaryota; Metazoa; Chordata; Actinopteri; Centrarchiformes; Centrarchidae. Gene Ontology annotation, cellular component: ESCRT I complex. The transcript is spliced from 5 exons. Bases 620 to 1693 code for a protein of 357 amino acids.
UUAGAACCAUGAAUCGGGGGUUCUUUAAAGUUCACCAGUGCUGUUUUAGAACAUUUAAAUUUUGUCCGAUCACCCCCCAAACAACGGAACGUGGAUGGUCCCUGAAAUGGCGGCGGUUUCUGUCAGUGUGGAGUGAAACUUUCCUAUUUUUAGAGAAAAUCCAGUCAGUAUCCAACAUAUUUUGUCGACUGCCGUCGUCUGCUUGGUAAAGUAAGCAUUCUCGGAAUACAGAGACGUUUGACAGUGUUCAUCUGAACCGGGCGGUGUCAUUCUACGCUGCGUUUUUGAUCGCCUAAUCGCUGGGCUUCCCUGGAAGUUGGCUGUGGCUAAGUGCCUGACAUUGCGAUCAUACCGACUCUUGUUGUGUUUAGAUUGCUCAACGCGGAACCAUCGGGUUGGAUUGGACGUCGGUCGAGUAGCUAGCUAGCUCAGCAGGCACAGUGCGUCGAAAACGACUCGGUAUCCUCUCAUUUAGCUGGGUUCUGCCAGGACAGGUCGGAGAUCCUGAGGACGUGUCACGUCACCUGUCAGUGGAAAGAAAUAGGUGGUGUUGGAUGUCACCGCCAGUCAGUGUCAGGCUGAGUUUGGUUUGCUAGCAUCGUCCGUCCUGGCAAAUCAAAUGGAGAAGCUCCAGGACCUGAGCCAAUCAGAGCUACAGGAGCUCCUGGACAGCCCAGAGAGGGUGGAGUCUAUGGCUCUGGAGUCUGACGAGAUCCAGAACAUCCAACUGGAAAGAGAGAUGGCCCUGGCAUCAAAUCGCAGUCUGGCUGAGCAAAACCUGGACAUGAAGCCUCGUCUGGAGUCACAAAAGGAGGUGCUGGUCGAGAGAUAUUCCCAGCUAGAGGACGUCAGAGAAACUUACAGACAACACUGCUCCCUAAGAGAUGGGAUGGUGGGUCAGGUGUCUCCAGAGGCGUUGUUCUCCAGACUACAGACAGAGGGCAGCAAAACGGAGGCAGAGUCAGAGGCGCUAGCUGAUGAGUUUCUGGAGGGUUCUCUGCUGUUGGACUCCUUCCUUGACCGCUUCCUCUCCCUGCGCUCCCUUGCUCACAAAAGACGGGUGCGGAUAGAGAAACUCCAGGAGAUCCUGCGACAGAGGAGCGAGGGCAAUCCCACCUCAAUGACAUCAUCAGCAGGCAUCAGCCAGGAUCCCGCAGCCACGUCCUCACCAUGGAAUCAACAGACAACAGCAACCACGACAAAUCAGCAGCAGCUUAACUCCAAACCUCAAUCCUCCAGCUACCAAAACGCCUCGAAACUGGCCUCCUCGUCUUCAGGGGGCUCCUCCGGCCUUCCUUACAGCCCAUACCCUGCUCCCCCCCCCAACUCUGCCCCUAUGGUAACAGCAGGCUCCGGCCCGGCCAACCCCCCAUCACAGUUCCCUCCGUACCCAGGUUCUGGCUCAUCUUUCACCCCAGCAGGGAGCUACUCUGGUCCCAGGCCCGCUUUCGGGCCGCCAACUUCGACUGCCUGCCCUUACCCAACCCAGCCCUCCUUCCCUGCCCCACACCCGGGCUCAGCGUUCGGCCAGUACACCCCCAGCCAACCCCAGAGUGGCCCCGUGCCCUAUCCUGCCUCCUACAGCUAUGGCGGCUACAGCUACCCAGCCGGGCCCACCUAUUCCAAUUCUCAGUCGCCAACAGGGAGACCAAUCUGCAGACCAGGAUAUGGUGUUCCACAGCCGUACUCCUGACUCCUCUGUCUGAUUUCUUCUUCACAAUUCUUCCCUUCUUUGCUGUCUCACCCUUUCCUUCUCCCUCCCUCCUUAAACUCCACUUUUGUUACCCUAGUUCCCUCUCCUCAUCUUGUCUUUUCUUCCCUCCCUCUUCAUUUCUUCCAUGCUCUCAGAUUCAAGACGCUUUACAUAUUUGUUGCACUAUUUCUCUCUUUCUCUAAAUAUCAGUCUGUUGAUCUCUCUCUUUCUCUCUUUCCUUUUCCCUGUCUCUGUCACCCCGUGACCCACCAACUCCCCCACACUAGUCUCAGGUUGUUGCGUUGUGUUUAAGUGUUAAAACACUUUUAUCUGGCCCUUCACACACUCCCUCCCUCCUCCUCUUCCAUUUCAAGAGUGUGUGUGUUGCUAUUCGGCAAUCAGAAACAUACAAGUGCACCCCCUUAUGACAAAUACAUAGAAAAUCUGCCUUUGUAACACUACAUCAGUGUCCAGUAGCUUUUUGUCUAAUGUCUAAUUCCUACUGUUUUUCUUGAGCAAUUCAAUUCAAAUAAGUUAUAUAACGCCAAUUCAUAACAGAAGUCCGCACUCUUCAUACAGAGCAGGUCUGCACUGUAUUCUGUACAGUCUGCAUUGAGACUUGCAUUGGAAGGUAUUUUCUUGGGCUCAGCUCUUCCAGACCCUUCCCUACUGCAAACAUAAACGUGACAGGUGACUUUUAUUAUGCACAAUCACCUGUGGACAGAGGGCAGAAGAACCACCAGUAACUCCAGAAACCAGUCACUUUUUAUUUUCUUCAUCCAAAGAACCUUGUGACGAAGGCAGUGUUUUGUUUUUUCCCUUACAUACAACAUUAAAGGUCCCAGUGUAAAAUGAA